Clupea harengus (Atlantic herring) is the source of this 4572-nucleotide messenger RNA. It is a transcript of the gene mctp1a, whose product is annotated as multiple C2 domains, transmembrane 1a. Gene Ontology annotation, biological process: regulation of neurotransmitter secretion. Gene Ontology annotation, cellular component: synaptic vesicle membrane. Gene Ontology annotation, molecular function: calcium ion binding. The record is from RefSeq and is a predicted model, not a curated record. NCBI's taxonomy places the organism in Eukaryota, Metazoa, Chordata, Actinopteri, Clupeiformes, Clupeidae.
GGGAAAACGCUACCACGCGAGAUGGUGAAGCUGCUGCUGGUAAUAAUAUGCGUUACUGACACGUUGAUACAAUUUUAUCCUGAGGGCCAAUUGUCUUUUUUAAUUGUAGGACGAAGACACGAGCAGUACUUAACUUGCUUUCAACUUCACUCUGAUAGAAUUUAUUAUGAGCAACGCAUGGUCAUAUGGUUUUUGAGAAUGGGCUUACUUGAAACACGUACUAAACCUUUCGAAAUACGGCAGCUACUUCCGCUACAUCACCACUGCAACUGAAUGCAUGUGCAUGAAAUGAAAUCAAAAUUUCUGUGGUUGUGUCAAGUGGGAACAAUCAAACGGUCUAACCCGCCUCCUUGAACGAAGCUGGCUUCUUGAAUCGAUCAGAGUGCGUACUAUAGCCAACCCACAGCGACAGUCACUGUACUGCACGCUCAACAGACUGGCGGGCUGCUGUUCGGGGACUAUGGAGGAGAAAUCUAAGGAUGACACUGCUAAAGAGCAAGAAGCAGCAUCGUCUUCUCAGAGAAAGAUAUGGAAGAAUUUCCCGAAACCUUUCCUAAGUCCAAAACUAGGUUCCGAAAGACGCAGUGGGGACGGUAAAAAGGAAUCCGGUUUAUGGAUGUUUAAACGAAAGAAGAAACAGGUUUUAGACCGUGUGUUCUCAUCAUCACAGCCUAAUCUUAGUUGCUCUACUCCGGCGCGUUUCGAAGGUGAUAAGUCCCUCUGCGGUAAACCGGACCCUUGUAGUGCAUCAGGGCUUGCUGUGUCACCACUGGUCACCGCCGAUGGAGAAUCUCCACGCAAACUACAACUACCCGGGCAUGGAAGCCCUAAGCUCGCAGUGUGUCAUUUGGUGCUGUCCCAUCAGAAGAGCUCGUCCUUGGGCUCGGCAUGCUUCGAGAAACUGGUGGUAGACUCUGGCGCCAGCAGUGAAGAUGAGCUGGGCAAGCAUGCCAGUGAUUCUGGGAUUAGCAUUGUGGAGCCCAGUAAUGCAGAGCCUCCUCCUCCUCCUCCUCCUCUGCAGCUGCCGCCGCCGCCACCUCCUCCCAAGCACGGCAUGUACCAGCUGGACAUCACGCUGAGGAAGGGCAACAACCUGGCCAUCAGGGACAGAGGAGGGACCAGUGACCCCUAUGUGAAGUUCAAGAUAGCAGGGAAGGAGGUGUUCCGCAGCAGGACCAUCAACAAGAACCUGAACCCAGUGUGGGAUGAGAGAGUCACCCUGUUGGUGGACAGCCUGAGAGAGCCGCUCUACGUCAAGGUCUUCGAUUAUGACUUUGGCCUGCAGGAUGAUUUCAUGGGCUCGGCUUACAUCUAUCUGGAGUCUUUUGAGCAUCAGAGAUCCCUGGAUGUGACCCUUGACCUUAAAGAUCCCCACUAUCCUGACCAUGACCUGGGCACUCUGGACCUGACCGUCAAUGUGUCCCCCAAAGAAGGGGACAUCCGAGAAACUAACAUGCUAUUGAGAAGGAGCUGGAAGAGAUCCAGUAAGCAUCACCAGAGCCUGCGGCUAUCAGAUGUGCACCGGAAGUCGCAGCUGUGGAGAGGCAUCGUGAGCAUCAGUCUCAUCGAGGGCCAGGGGCUCCAGCCAAUGGACAGCAAUGGCUUCAGUGACCCCUACGUCAAGUUCAGGAUGGGCCAUCAGAAGUACAAGAGCAAGACCAUACCCAAAACCCUGAACCCCCAGUGGCGGGAGCAGUUUGACUUCCACCUGUACGAGGAACACGGCGGCUUCAUCGACCUCACCGUCUGGGACAAAGAUGCGGGGAAGAGGGAUGACUUCAUGGGCAGGUGUCAGGUUGACCUCAGUCAGAUGCCUCGGGAGCAAACCCACCGUCUGGACCUGCAGCUGGAGGAGGGCGAGGGAGCGCUGGUGCUGCUGGUCACGCUCACCGCCUCCGCCUCCGUCUCCAUCUCUGACAUGUCCAUCAACAUCCUGGACGACCCGCAAGAACGCCACGACAUCCUGCAGAGAUACAGUCUGCUCAAGUCCUUCCACAACGUCAAGGACGUGGGGAUGGUCCAGGUCAAGGUGAUCCGCGCCGAGGGACUCCUGGCCGCUGACGUCACCGGGAAGAGUGACCCCUUCUGUGUGGUGGAGCUAAGUAAUGACCGGUUGCAGACACACACUGUCUACAAGAACCUCAACCCCGAGUGGAACAAGGUCUUCACCUUCAACGUGAAAGACAUGCACUCGGUGCUCGAGGUCACCGUUUACGACGAGGAUCGGGACCGCAGUGCCGACUUCCUGGGCAAAGUGGCCAUUCCACUGCUAAAUAUUCACAACGGCGAGAGGAAAGCUUACGCCUUGAAAAGCAAGGAGCUGACAGGGCCAACAAAGGGGGUCAUCUUUCUGGAAAUAGACGUGAUCUAUAACGCCAUAAAAGCCGGGAUGCGUACACUAGUGCCCAUUGAGCAGAAGUACAUUGAAGAGGAGCCCAGAGUCUCCAAACAGCUCCUGCUGCAGAACUUCAACCGAGUCCGCCGCUGCAUCAUCACGCUGAUCAACACGGGCUGCUACAUCAACAGCUGCUUCGAGUGGGAGUCACCCCAGAGGAGCAUCUGUGCGUUUGUGCUCUUUGUCCUCGUUGUGUGGAACUUUGAGCUCUACAUGAUUCCUCUGACUCUUUUGCUGCCGCUGGUUUGGAACUAUAUUCUCAUAUCCUCGGGGAAGGACACCAGACAGAGCGAUGUGCAAGAUGUGGAGGACUUGAUGGAGGAUGAAGAUGAAGACUUUGACAAAGACGACAAGGUCCCGGGGUCUGUCCGCUCGGAGGACAGCGGUGCGCCUGAAAGCCAUAUCCUCGAGGAUAUGUUGGCUUCCUGGCACUUUGAGUGGAUUCGUGUGAUGGUGGACUCGGAGAGAAAAGGCUUCAUCAACAAGCUGUACGCCAUCCAGGACGUCUGCAUCAGUGUGCAGAAUGCCCUGGAUGAAGUGGCCUCCUACGGAGAGAGGAUAAAGAACACGUUUAACUGGACCGUGCCCUUCCUGAGCUGGCUGGCCAUCGUGGCUCUGUGCGUGGCCACCUUCAUCAUCUACUUCAUCCCCCUCAGAUACCUGGUGCUGGCCUGGGGGGUGAACAAGUUCACGAAGAAGCUGCGGGACCCCUACACCAUCGACAACAACGAGCUGCUGGACUUCCUCUCCAGAGUGCCGUCGGAUGUGCAAGUGGUGCAGUAUCGAGAGUUGAAACCGGAUCCCAGCCAUAGCCCAAAUAAAAGAAAGAAAAAUAACCCGGGAUAGCUGCUUCCCGCCACCUCAUCACCCCUGACUCCCACACAACCCUCCUCCUGUGGAAUCUUUCCCAGCAACACGUUGCCAAGGAGGAGAGAGAGAGAGGGAGGAGGAGGAGGAGAAGAAGAACUGCACUGAACCGGAGGAGAGAACCUUUUUCUUUCUUUCCUCUUUCCCCACGCCUCUGUCAUCGUCCGGGCCCCUCUUGUUUGUACAAAUGGAAGUCAAAUUGCUGUCAUGAAAAAAGGACCACUUUUAACUUUGUUGUCCUGAUGGCUGUUCUGAAGGAGUCCUUGACGGUAGCACGCCACAUGACUGCAGACAAUGACACGGACAGUUUUAACAGCCAACAUGUCUGUGCUGAGACGCUACCUGGUUUUCAGAGUGUUUGUUUAACUGGAAACAUCCUUCCACUCAUACUUUAUCACUUUAUCACUUACCAACACUGACAAUUUUUGGAUGCCCUGUUGUUAUUGUGUUCUAUUCGCCAUAGUCAGAUUAUAAGCAACAGAAUCAUUUUUUUUUAAAGAUGCCGUGGAUUCUUGUCUUUUCUCUUUUUAUUGAGAAUUGAUUUUGGUUUACUGAAAAAAAAAAAUCAGUUUUUACAUUGACUUUUGAUGGAGCUACAGUACUGUGCUCUUUAUUUUCGUAGUGAAGAAUGGCAGCCUUGGGUUUUUUGCCUGCAUGAAAAAAAACAAUAGCCUUAGAGAUCCUCUUGCUCCAGUCAGCGGUGACAUUUACUGCACAAGCUCUCCCACUAGUGUGCCAGUCCUCUCGGUCUCUCGGCUCGCGGGUUAAAAAGACCAAACGGCCAGUGCAGAGCGCGCCCCCUGAGAGAGGGAAAGAAAGAAAGAGAGAGAAAUAGAAAGAGAGAGAGAGAGAGUUUGUUACAACGGCAGCCCCUUGUGAUGACAUGGACCCAUCGGCCGUUUUACAGAGCCUUCAUCAGGCAUCAAACGAUCCCCCCCCCCACCCCCCCCCCCUUCUCCUGUGGGCUGGCUGCUCGUGGUGCCAUGGAGCUGAUAGAGAUGUCCCCACAUGCAGACACAAACACCAGGCAACCCGUGAGCCCAGCUGUAAUCUCAUUUGAAAGGCUGCUUGCUCUCUCGCUCUCAUUUCCACUUGCGCCACUUCAGUGGGCAUCAUCUCUCCCUCUCUCUCGCUCGCUCGCUCUCUCUCUCUCCCUCCCUCCCUCGCUCUUUUUGCCUGAGGCCAGAGUUCUCUCUCUCCAUCUGCCCCACCUCCUUUGCCCAGCACUCAACUUUGAUCUCUCUUUUAGAAUGUGUGACAGUGUGUGGUUGCUUGGCUGUGUUGUAUUCUCUGUGUGUGUGUGUGUGUGU